CUGGGUAGCGCCAUUUUGUUGCUGAGUGAAGUGAGUCGGUGGCGGUGCUGUUUAAUAUUGGACGAGAGCACUGUCCGAAUCGGCAAUGGACGGGAUUGUCACUGAUGUGCCAGUUGGCGUUAAGAGAGGAUCAGACGAGUUACUGUCAGGAAGUGUGCUUAACGGGCCAAGCUCCAAUAUGAGCAGUGUAGUUGUAACUGCCAAUGGUAAUGAUAAUAAAAAGUUUAAAGGAGAUGAUAAAAUGGAAGCUGCACCGUCAAGAGUCCUACAUAUUCGAAAACUUCCUGGGGAAGUAACUGAAACAGAAGUUAUUGCAUUGGGCUUACCUUUUGGAAAAGUCACCAAUAUUCUCAUGCUUAAAGGAAAGAAUCAGGCAUUUUUGGAAUUAGCCACUGAAGAAGCAGCCUCUACCAUGGUCAAUUACUACACCACUAUAACCCCUCAUUUACGCAAUCAACCUAUCUAUAUUCAAUAUUCUAAUCACAAAGAACUUAAGACAGACAGUGCGCUAAAUCAGCGUGCUCAGGCAGUUCUGCAGGCUGUAACAGCAGUACAGACAUCUAAUUCCAGUGUGACCAGCACUGCUGCAAAUGAGAAUACAGUGUCUUCAGCACAAAGUCCAGUGCUGCGAAUAAUCAUUGAUAAUAUGUACUAUCCUGUGACUCUUGAUGUCUUACACCAGAUAUUUUCCAAAUUUGGCACAGUGUUGAAGAUUAUUACAUUUACAAAAAAUAAUCAGUUUCAAGCUCUACUACAAUAUGGUGAUCCUGUUAAUGCACAACAAGCAAAACUCGCCCUAGAUGGACAAAAUAUUUAUAAUGCAUGCUGUACCCUUCGGAUUGAUUUUUCUAAACUGGUAAAUUUAAAUGUUAAGUACAAUAACGAUAAAAGUCGUGACUAUACUCGUCCUGAUCUUCCUUCUGGUGAUGGGCAACCUGCACUUGAUCCAGCUAUUGCUGCUGCUUUUGCAAAGGAAACAUCACUUCUCGCUGUUCCUGGUGCAUUGAGUCCGUUGGGGAUUCCAAAUGCUGCAGCAGCUGCAGCCGCUGCAGCUGCCAGCCGUGUUGGUAUGCAUGGAGUCUCCACUGGUGGCAAUACUGUGCUUCUCGUAAGCAAUUUAAAUGAAGAGAUGGUUUCGCCCCAAAGUCUGUUUACCCUCUUCGGUGUUUAUGGAGAUGUGCAACGUGUGAAAAUUCUGUACAAUAAGAAAGAUAGCGCUCUUAUACAAAUGGCAGAUGGGAACCAAUCACAGCUUGCAAUGAGUCAUCUUAAUGGACAAAAAAUGUAUGGAAAAAUUAUUCGGGUAACCCUGUCUAAGCAUCAGACAGUCCAGCUACCUCGGGAAGGUCUUGAUGAUCAAGGGCUUACAAAAGAUUUUAGCAACUCUCCAUUACAUCGUUUUAAAAAACCUGGUUCAAAGAACUUUCAGAAUAUAUUUCCGCCCUCUGCAACUCUCCACUUGUCUAAUAUACCGCAAAAUAUCACAGAAGAUGAUUUGCGAACUCUCUUUACAAACACAGGAGGCAAUGUCAAAGCAUUCAAGUUUUUUCAAGACCAUAAGAUGGCCCUGCUGCAGAUGUCUACAGUUGAAGAAGCAAUACAGGCUUUGAUUGACCUUCACAACUACAACAUUGGAGAUAACCACCAUCUGAGAGUUUCAUUUUCGAAGUCAACUAUUUAAAAGGCAGCUCAUCAGGGUUUCUUUGCAUUGUUAUUUGUAUUUUCACCAAUAGACUGUUCAGGAAAGUGGGGACCAGAGUCCGAUUUAUAUUUCACGUUACCAUUCCUUGGUUUGUCACAAAAUCAUUCAGUGAAAGGCAGUGAACAUUUAACUGCAGUUUGUCCCAUAUUAUUAGGGAAAAUAUUUUCCUAGUGUUUGAAGAUUUUUUUUCUAAUAUUCUUCCGAAAACAUGGACAUGUGCCUUAAAGGAAUAGUAGUAUUUCCAAAAAUGUGGAUAAAAAAAAAUCAAGGGCACAUUGUUACAUGUAAAUGUAAACAUUUACACCAGGAGGUGUGUAAAAAGGUUAAGCUUUGGUUCCUCCUGCUCAGAAUUUCAGUCAUUAGUCAUUUGUUUAUGUAUAUCAGUGCAUAUUAGAAAGUACAAGUACUAGAUAUGAAUUUGUCAUAAGCAUUGAUAUCAAAGAUCUGGUCUGUAAGUUCUGUACUGUUAAUUAGUACGUUUCAUAAAGUUUUUAUCCCAUGAAAAUGCAAUUGUUAUUUGUGAGUCCUAUGUGUGAACAAUCUUAACCUUUUUGUACACACUCUUGUAAAACCAUCUAAAUGUAAGCGUUACGGUAAUGUCUUGUAUGUGGCUGAAUAUUUUUCUCUAGUUUUUGAAGUUGACUGAUGUGCAUUUAACUCUAUAUUGCCAUUUUUUUUAUCCAUUAUUGGGAUUAUGGUUGUGAAUUUCUGAGCAUACACAGGCUGGUCUAGAGAUUUCAGAAACUGGCGUGUGUAUUUUACCAUGAGAGAGCCUUUGACAAAAGAAGAAUUUGUGGCAGUUUUUGAAAACUGGCAGCCAGUUGGGACCAAAGUUUAUGUGCCUUUAGUCUUAAUUUACCUUGCAUUGUAAUAUUCUGUUUUAAUAAAUAUCUUCAAAAUAUUUUGUAUUUAGAAACAAACCUGACUGUAAACAUGGCUCAGAAUCUAUAGGUUUCAGUCUGAGAUCAGUUUAUCUGCCAAAUGAACUGUGAUUAUUGCUCUGUUAGGACAAGUACAUUUUGAAAUUAAUGUAUUUGUUUUAAAAUCCAUAGAUUCUGUUAUAUGUGUAGGGGAAAUGCUCAUGUAUAUUUUCUAUUGGUUGAGUUUUUACAUCUUUAGAAAUGUAAAAUUCAGUAUAGUUUGGAACCGGCACAAUUAAAAAUUAAUUUUCUAACAAA
Molecule: messenger RNA, 2880 nt
Organism: Xenopus tropicalis (tropical clawed frog)
Lineage: Eukaryota; Metazoa; Chordata; Amphibia; Anura; Pipidae
Gene: ptbp2
Product: polypyrimidine tract binding protein 2
Biological process (GO): mRNA processing
Cellular component (GO): nucleus
Molecular function (GO): nucleic acid binding; RNA binding
Source: RefSeq, marked provisional